GGAACAUUCCUCAUAUUCCUGGGGCUCGAUAGCGGAGGAACGCGGCGACGAAACGAAACGAGCCGAAGACACGACGGAUUCAGACACCUCAUGACACUUUCGAAGGGCACGUAAGGCUGAUGUUGGGUCGUGGUGUAAAGCGGAAGUGGAGCUGCCUGGAGGAGCUGGAGGUUGAGUCCCUGCCAGCUGCCGCCGAAAAGGAGAAGAAUGGUGAAGAAGAGCGGGAGGAUGAAGAUGGGUUCCUUGUGGGUCCGUCCAAGUCCGACAUGAGCCACCUGCAGCAACGCCAGCGGGUGCUUGGCCUCUGCUUGGAGAAACUGCAGCGCUACCAGGCCGGCGUGGAGCUCAGCUUGCGUCGCUCUGUGCUGCUAAUCAACACGCUCAGGCAGAUACAGGAGGACAUGCAAAGCGACGGGGUGGGAACCUGCACGCCUGAAGUUCUCCUCAGCAGCGUCCACUCUGAUUCCUGCAUUCUCAGGGAGGACAUGCCGGUUACAUGCCCAGGUUGUGCAGAAGGAGAGGGAGACAACUUGUCUCCCCCUGAACUUCCCUCUUCUCUCUCUCAGGAGGCAAACAGCUCGCCCGACCAGCAGAAAUCACUUCCCGUGGCGACGAUCAAUGCUUUUAGCGAUGCAGUAAACGCCAUGGGCUACCUCAGCGACCUCGCCCUGGACGACAUCUUUGAGGACAUCGACACAUCGAUGUACGAGACUUCAGAUCUGCCUUCCGCCUGGUCAUCAGGCUCUUUCUGGCCGGUUAGUGUGUCGCUUUGGGCAGACGAGGACGUUAAAAUGCGCCCUACCAGCCAUGCCUCGACUGGGACUCUCCAGUCAUGUCUGAUGGACCUGAAUGAGCUGGACCACAUCAUGGAGAUUCUGGUUAAGUCUUGAGAUAAACUCUUAAACAUUUCAAGUUUAUAGAGAGUCCAAUCAGAGCUGCUGAGGUUAAUGGAGACAGGGAACAAGGACUGAGCCGAGUGCAAAUGCACUCAAUGUGAUGUUGAUUUUUUAAGGUUCCAUUAGAUGUUUCAAGCAGGAUGAACGUUGAUGGAAACAUUAAUUCCUAUGCAAUUCAUUCAUAGAUAACCAUCCUACAUUUUAAUUUUGGUAAAUAUAUAUGAAAAAUCAAGUGAAGAUCCACAUGAGAUAAGAAAACAAAGAAAAACAACUUUUAAACACUUUUGUACUGUUAUAACUCAGGUUGAUAAUCGGCCAAACUUGAGCUAAUGCUCAUAUAUUUCUAGAAAUCUGAACUUGAAUAUACUUUAGGUAAUUUUUACCUAUCAUAUUUAUUUUAUCAUGUUGACAUUCAAUAAGGAGAACUGCAAUCUUUAAUGGACAGAGUCCAUUUCUGCACUAUGAGUAGCUGGCAACAAAGCAGAUGGAUUUGCUGUUGAAUGUCACGUUCUGUUUUGAGUAAUGGGUGAACAAUCUGUCGUAAAAGUAGACGAGACAUGUCUUGACAAAUUCAGUACUCUAAAGGUAUAUUGCAUCACCUGUAAGGGAAGUGAGGUAACAUGGAGAAAAAUAUGACAUUAAACAGUAUAAGAGUGUUUUCCUUGAUUUAGCUGAUGGAACCUGAAAUUUCAAUCUCACUAUUUAUUUAUACCACUUUUCUCUCCUUUUUUAUGACUUUUUAGCUGAUACAUCACCACCUCUCUGAGUGAAUCACCCGCUCAGGAAGAGGGAACCUGAGUCGCCCUACGUUACUCAGGCGGUUAGACCAGACCCGGGUUGAUUAUUAAUUGAAAUCUCUUCAAUUACUUAAGAGGGUGUGAUUCAGCCAGCUGGGAGGGUAAAGGCCUGGGUUUCCUUUGAAUUCUAGGACUGAAUGCUUAUUUAUCGCUCCAUGUAGGAUAUUUAAAUUUGUGGCUGUGGGAAUGCAGCAGUCAGAAAAUGGAUGGUUUAUAUAUUUAUUUGUGAAAAGAAGAAUGUGGCCGCUGAAUCUUGGGAUAUUUACAGCCAAAGAAGUAAGCUUCCAAUCCUUGAAGUUGAACGCUACAUUCAGGUCCUAUCACAAGAAGUGGGAAAAUGGUUGACAUCUUGUCCUGAAAGCCUUUAUCUGAUAUUGUUUUUAUUUAUGAAUGGAAAAACCAACCACAAACUGCAGCAUUAGUCUUCAUUCUUUUCAUGUACAGUCUUCUGUUUGGGCGUGAGUGUAACUUAUUAUUUAGAUUCUUUAUGACCUUGGACUUUCAGUAUAUUGGCUGCCAUUUCUACUGCUUUUGCUGACUCUGCUGCACCAUUUGUGACACAAUGGGACAAAAUACUAGAGCCUGUAGAAGAGAUAUGCUCAUCUUUACAUCCCUUUAGGCAGCUUGUAUUUACAGUAAAUGCAACAUGUCAUGAAUGCAGCAUAAAACAUGUAUUUUAAAUCUUAUGUAAAGAAUCCCAGUCUGGUUCUGACUGAGGAGCUGAUCGCCUCAUGUCAACAAUCAGGACGUUUGCCAUGUCUCAGAAUUGUAAAAGACAACAGAAGCCUAUGUAUUUUUAUGGCCAUUGUGAUGGUAUGAACUUUUAUUGUAAUGUUGGCAGUUUUUAAACAAUUUUAUAUGUUUUUACCUGAAACUCUAAUCACCUGUCCAGAAGAAGAAGUGAAGGGCUGCGAUGAAGCAGAUGCUUGACCUUCACAAUCUGUGGUUUACUCCUGCUCUACCUCCUAAUGUCUGUCUGUUGACAGUUCUGUUUCACACCAUUUACUGUCUCUGAUAGAAAUCAUGUAGUUUUAUUUUAUCAUUCAAACUGGGCUGAAAAAAAAAACAACAACCCAAUGGAAUCCAACGCUUUCCUGUCAGACCAAAGUAAUCCGUCCGCAUCUCCGUCUCCCAUGUCGACAAUGUGCCUUACUACUGAACCUAGUUUUUAUUCAUGUUAAGGUUUUUGUGCUUGCCUGAGCUUCAUUGAUAAAAGAAAAACUAAGAACUGCGAGCCGUUAUGUAAAGCAUUAAAACCCUGAACCAUCAUCUCUUCUUCCCUCUUCUUAGCCUUUUUUCUGUGCGCGGUGAACACUAGUAGCAUAUGAGCUUAAUGUAUCGUGACAGGCUGACAGUGAACUAGCUGAGGGAGGAGGUGGCAGCCAGGGCCAGGAGGGAAAAAUAAGAGGAGGAGGAGGAGGACAUGGAGGAG
This is a messenger RNA of Cheilinus undulatus (humphead wrasse), 3125 nucleotides long. RefSeq lists its product as uncharacterized. Lineage: Eukaryota; Metazoa; Chordata; Actinopteri; Labriformes; Labridae. Bases 120 to 890 code for a protein of 256 amino acids. The transcript has 2 exons. Gene Ontology annotation, cellular component: nucleus. Gene Ontology annotation, molecular function: transcription regulator activity. The record is from RefSeq and is a predicted model, not a curated record.